CACAACUCUCACCCGACGCCUCAAAUGUGCAUAAUCACGAGCGCAGUCUGUUCUUGGUUGGUUAUCUUCACGAAAAGCUCCGAAGCAAAACAAUGAAAGAAAAAGAGCAAUACACGAUUCUUUCGCCUAAACUCGGCGGAGGACCGAUGGGAUUUGGUGAUCCUGAUGACAGAACCUUGAGGAAGGUUGAAAAAGAUGUGAUGAUACCGAAACUGAUAAGAGAAAGAACGAAAGAAGAAAAGUGCGUUGAUGAAAUUAAAGAAUUCCAUCAGUGCUGUCUUAACUCUGGAUUAUUGCAUGUUGUAAAGUGUAGAAAAGAAAAUAACAUAAUGAAAGCGUGUAUGGAAAAGUGGUACUACAAUGAAGAUUUCAUCAAGGAAUGCACAGAACAAUAUUUGAAUGAAAGAAGCGAGUUUAGACAGACUGGGAUUCCCAAAAAGAAACAGAAAAAGAACUACAGAUACGAAUCAAUGUCAAUGUAAAUAUUGAAACAAAAGAUAAAUAGAAAUAAUACUAACAGGAAUUGUUUGUUUUUUUUUGGAUUUUCUGAAUAUUGGUCUGAGAUUGAUUUUCUCACAGAAAAAGUUUAUAGAAUAUCAUGCAAAUUAUGUAAUUUUAAAUAAAAAAUUAAAUCUAAUGUG
Pseudomyrmex gracilis is the source of this 641-nucleotide messenger RNA. Its product is annotated as COX assembly mitochondrial protein homolog. Gene Ontology annotation, cellular component: mitochondrion. Bases 93 to 482 code for a protein of 129 amino acids. The transcript has 3 exons. NCBI's taxonomy places the organism in Eukaryota, Metazoa, Arthropoda, Insecta, Hymenoptera, Formicidae. The record is from RefSeq and is a predicted model, not a curated record.